AUGCCAGCUUUAAGCACUUCUUAUUGUUCAGGAAAUGUUGAACAGAAGGAACCUGCAGAGCCAUCUUCAGUUAAGAGCAAUGCUGUCAAAGAUGAUGACUCUGAGGAUGAUCAUGACAGUGACGAUGAAGAUGAAGAAACCCCUACCCCUAGCAAGACUGGAUCUAAGAAAAGAGCCCGGGCCUCUACAUCAGCUAAAAAUCCAGUUUCUGCUGGGAAGGCAAAGAUAGAUACUGAUGGUGACAAGGGUGCCUACAGGGAGACACCACACACUACAGAGAAGGGAAUGUCACCUGAGUUGGUUAAAUGGAUGGAAUCAUUCAAAAUUCUGUAUCGUACUCCUGGUGGGUUUACAGUCUCACAACGACAAGCAUGAUAGUGCUAAAAUGGAGAAUGGAGAUGUUGCCUGAAUCACGGGUUUGUUUUUGAUGUAUGGAGACUAUAUGGGAGCUUCAACUUUAGUGAUCGAUUUCUUUCUACCUUUUUGG
Messenger RNA from Fragaria vesca subsp. vesca, 487 nucleotides. RefSeq lists its product as uncharacterized. The record is from RefSeq and is a predicted model, not a curated record. The coding region runs from base 1 to 375 and encodes 124 amino acids. NCBI's taxonomy places the organism in Eukaryota, Viridiplantae, Streptophyta, Magnoliopsida, Rosales, Rosaceae. The transcript has 6 exons.